UAUGGAUGAAACUGUUUGGAAAUAUAUUGUUUUGCUGUUUGUUUUGAUACCAUUUUGUCAGUAUGCACAUGCAGGAUGCCAGGGUUUUGGUGCACCAGAAGUAUACGCAAUCACAUCUAGCGAAGCUGACAGUAAACGCGAUAGCCAUGGCAAUUUGUUCAUCUACGCGAAUAUGCAGCAGAAACUGCAGUUGGUGGGGAGGAACCUGACUGGCCUCGGUAAGGUUACCUUCACAACCCACGGUGAUAGCCAACCCGGGUCCCCAUGCAACGAAUAUGACCAGACGGAGACAUAUCAGGUUAUGGAUGCCAGCGCUGAUGGUCGGUAUGCCACGGUGACAGUGAAUCUUCGCUCCUUCGGUCCGGGGGAGAGGUACUACCAUAUCUGUACUAAAGACCAGCAGGUAGACAGCUGCUGGUACCACCAAGGGGAGAAUGAUCUGUCACGUAUUGUGGUGGUAGUGAAAGUGGAAGAAACCACCCUGCUGCCAUUAUGGAUACAGAUUGCCCUCAUUGGAUUACUUCUUUGCCUCUCUGGCCUCUUCAGUGGCCUCAACCUCGGAUUGAUGUCCCUGGACAAAACAGAAUUGAAAAUCAUAGAAAAAUGUGGUUCUAAAGAUGAAAAAAGUUAUGCAAAAAAGAUAAAUCCAGUUAGGAAGCGUGGUAACUUCCUCCUUUGUACUCUUUUGUUAGGUAAUGUCCUUGUCAACAACACUCUCACAAUAUUGCUGGACGAUGUGAGUAACGGUCUGUAUGCAGUGAUAGGUGCCACACUCGGCAUCGUGAUAUUUGGAGAGAUCAUUCCACAGGCUAUUUGUUCUCGACAUGGGCUGGCUGUGGGGGCUCGGACUAUCUGGCUAACUCGUAUCUUCAUGCUUAUCACAUUUCCUUUAUCAUUUCCUAUUAGUCUUUUACUGGAUAAAAUUCUAGGGGAGGAAAUUGGUCAGGUGUAUGACCGUGAAAAAUUGUCUGAGCUUGUGAGGGUGACUAAAGAUUUUAAUGACCUUAAUAAAGAGGAAGUGGAUAUUAUAGAAGGUGCAUUAGAAUUGACAAGAAAACCUGUGAAAGACAUUAUGACCAAAAUUGAGGAUGUGUAUAUGUUAGAUUAUUUAUCUCUUCUAGAUUUUGAGACAGUGACAGAAAUCAUGAAGCGGGGCUACACCCGUAUUCCUGUAUAUGAAGGAGAUAAAAGUAAUAUUAUUGCUCUACUCAACAUCAAGGAUCUUGCCCUGGUUGAUCCAGAUGAUAGAACACCAUUGAAAACUGUCAUCAAGUUCUUCCAGCACCCCCUGGUGUUUGUGUUCGACGACCAGAAACUGGACCAAAUGCUGCAGGAUUUUAGGAAAGGACAUUCUCACAUGGCGAUUGUGAGGUGUGUGAACAAUGAAGGAGAAGGGGACCCUUUCUACGAGACACUAGGUGUUGUUACCCUCGAAGAUGUCAUUGAAGAGAUCAUUCAGGGGGAGAUCAUUGAUGAAACAGACACACUGACUGACAACCGACAGAAGGCACCUCGGAAGUUACUGAGGCAGGAUUUUAGUGUGUUCAACACGCCUGACGAUCACAACAAAGCCUUCAUCUCCCCACAGCUUUCCCUCGCAGCAUUCCGCUUCCUCUCCACAUCUGUGGACCUGUUCCAUGAUGACCUGAUAUCAGAGAACGUGUUGAAGCGCCUUCUGCAACAGAACAUCGUUGAGGAGUACCAGCCUGACUUGAGCGAUCAAGCGUCUUUCAAAUACCUUUACCAGGACGGAGUUCCCUGCGACUUCUUCAUACUUAUACUUCAAGGCCAUGUGGAGGUGAGUGUAGGCUUUGAGAAGAUGUGCUUUAAUGGAGGACCAUUUUCUUUCUACGGAGUCCAGGCUUUAGACGUGCCGGAGGGGACGGUGACACCAGAUAGUAACACAGACAGUGUGUAUGUAGAGCAUAAACCAUACAUUCCUGACUUCACCAUCCGCGCAGUUUCACCUUUACUGUUCAUCAAGAUAGGACGAGGCCACUACAUCGCCGCUCGUCGAGCCACUCUCAUGGGAAGGGCCAAGAACAAACUGGCAAAUGCGGAGGACGAAACGUUCAAAAGAGAAUGGAAAAAGGCGACCUUGAUUUCCAAUGCUAGUUCCUCUGAUACUAUGCUUCGUCACAGCUCCCCUGAUAUAUCCAAACCUUCGAUGGCUAUCAGCGAGGCUAGUCGCACUGCCAGCUCUGGCAUGUCAAACUCCAAGCUGUCACACACUGAUAGCAAGGACUCAGGUUGGAGCUUCCCUUCAACAGACGAGAAGGGGGGAGCCUGCAAAGACCCUGAAGUCAAAGUGGAGGCUAAAGUCAGUUUAGAGGAGGAAAACGAGGAACAUCAUCCCUCGGAUGAACAAACAUACUUAAUUGACUCAAAGAAUGAAGUUGUAAGCUAACAACCUACACCCAUAUGGGAUCAGAUUAGGGUCCAGACUUUACAGAGUCUUCUCAUAUCAUCAUUCAGUUUAUGGCUUUACACAUCAGCCUAUAGUCUGCUGAAACACAAUGCAUAACAUUUACAAGAUCAGUGUGCAUCAUAAACAAACAAAGGCAUUGAUAAGACUUUAGUCUGCAAUACUGGUCCAACUCAUCUGGCCAAGCAGCCUUUUGCAAUCUCUAUUAGCUUGGUACAAAGGCUUUGUUUCAUCUUGUAAACUAAAUGUUUAAUCAUAUAGGUAAUAAAAAUAUUUUGAUAAAAUCCUGGAUUUGGAAGAGGUGCUGAAAUUCAGAAGAGUUUGUCCUCAAGGAUACUGUUAGAUCAUAUUUUGGUGUAUGUUACAAAAGGAUGUGAACCUUGUUUGAGAGAAAUGUACGGAGUGACCCUAUGAUCCCAUGUGGGAUUGAGAUGUUAUUGUUAUGUAAAUAUUCCAAUCAGUGAGCUUUUUUUUUAUUAAUAUUUGUUAUAGUUUAUACUCCAGUUCAACAAUUUUUGUUUUCAAAUGAGAUUUUUGAUGCUGGCAGCCUGCUUCUUGAUGUGUGAUGACCUCAAAUCGCUAAGGGAGAUAACCUAUAUUAACAGUCCCUUUUUUAUUUGAGGACAUUGUUGUAAGUGAAGAAUAUAGAGGUUAUUGAAAUAGAUUUAUAAAGCUAAAAGGGAGAUAAUCUUACAUUUUUUUCAUUUCAGGAUAUUGGUAUAAGUGAGGAACUUAUAUAAUUAUUAUAUGUUAUAAAUAGAUUUCUAGCUGAUAGAUUCGGUAACUUACCUACAUGUAAUAUCAAUAAGUUUCUUGGAAAUUGAAGCUUUUUAAAUAUGGCACAUUCUACUUAAUGCUGCUAGACAGCCUGACUAUUUCCAGAGUAUGAUUAAUUUCUCUGCAUCCAUAAGAUUUCUUAGAUGACCUUUCUACAGGUUAUGAUAAGUGGUUGUUAAAUAUAUUUAAAUCUGCUGUUUGAAACACUUUCUAAUUUAGUCUGAAGUAUGUUAUUCAAUUAUCCCGUUAGUAGAAUGAGAAUAUUUGUUUUUAUUAAAUACAUGUAAAUGAUGUACAACAGUACCUAGAUCACUGACUAUUCAGACAAUUUUCUCAACAAUGAACACAACUGUAUAAAGAUAAAGUAUCUCUAAGAUAACCUGUGAUGUAUAGCGUGUUUACCAGUAUUAGCUAGUGUAUCUGACCAUAGGGAAUGUAAUAGUAGUCUCUGGUCCCACCACAGUAUAUGGGCUUUAUAGUAGCUACAAGUCCCACAACAUGACAUGGGGCUUUACUGUAGCUACAAGUCCCACCACAGGACAUUAGGCUUUACUGUAGCUACAAGUCCCACCACAGGACAUGAGGCUUUACUGUAGCUACAAGUCCCACCACAGGACAUGAGGCUUUACUGUAGCUACAAGUCCCACAACAGGACAUGAGGCUUUACUGUAGCUACAAGUCCCACAACAGGACAUGGGCCUUUACUGUAGCUACAAGUCCCACCACAGGACAUGAGGCUUAACUGUAGCUACAAGUCCCACAACAGGACAUGAGGCUUUACUGUAGCUACAAGUCCCACAACAGGACAUGGGCCUUUACUGUAGCUACAAGUCCCACCACAGGAAAACAGGCUUUACUGUAGCUACAAGUCCCACCACAGGACAUGGGGCUUUACAGUAGCUACAAGUCCCACCACAGGACAUGGUCUUUACUGUAGCUACAAGUCCAACCACAGGACAUGGGAAUGUAAUAGUAGUCUCUGGUCCCACCACAGUAUAUGGGCUUUAUAGUAGCUACAAGUCCCACAACAUGACAUGGGGCUUUACAGUAGCUACAAGUCCCACCACAGGACAUGGGCCUUUACAGUAGCUACAAGUCCCACCACAGGACAUGAGGCUUUACUGUAGCUACAAGUCCAACAACAUGACAUGGGGCUUUACUGUAGCUACAAGUCCAACAACAGGACAUGUGGCUUUACUGUAGCUACAAGUCCAACAACAUGACAUGAGGCUUUACUGUAGCUACAAGUCCCACCACAGGACAUGUGGCUUUACUGUAGCUACAGGUCCCACAACAGGACAUGAGGCUUUACUGUAGCUACAAGUCCCACCACAGGACAUGUGGCUUUACUGUAGCUACAGGUCCCACAACAGGACAUAAGGCUUUACUGUAGCUACAAUUCCCACCACAGGACAUGGGGCUUUACUGUAGCUACAAGUCCCACCACAGGACAUGGGGCUUUACUGUAGCUCUACAGGUCCCACAACAGGACAUGAGGCUUUACAGUAGCUACAAGUCCCACCACAGGACAUUAGGCUUUACUGUAGCUACAAGUCCCACAACAGGGCAUGGGGCUUUUCUGUAGCUCUACAGGUCCCACAACAGGACAUGAGGCGUUACAGUAGCUACAAGUCCCACCGCAGGACAUGGGGCUUUACAGUAGCUACAGGUCCCACCACAGGACAUGAGGCUUUACAGUAUCUACA
Mizuhopecten yessoensis (Yesso scallop) is the source of this 4908-nucleotide messenger RNA. RefSeq names its product metal transporter CNNM4-like. Gene Ontology annotation, molecular function: transmembrane transporter activity. Lineage: Eukaryota; Metazoa; Mollusca; Bivalvia; Pectinida; Pectinidae. Bases 2 to 2407 code for a protein of 801 amino acids. Gene Ontology annotation, biological process: transport; magnesium ion homeostasis. The transcript has 7 exons. The record is from RefSeq and is a predicted model, not a curated record. Gene Ontology annotation, cellular component: plasma membrane.